Messenger RNA from Rotaria socialis, 2343 nucleotides. The record is from the annotation of a GenBank genome assembly. Lineage: Eukaryota; Metazoa; Rotifera; Eurotatoria; Philodinida; Philodinidae.
AUGUCGUCUGCAUCAAAUAUUCAUAAUAAUCAUAGUCGAUCAACUGUGCGUGAUUCAUCAUUUCAUCCACAAAAUCAAUCCUUACUUGAAACUAUAUCACCUGAAUCAUCAUCGCCAAUAAGUAUUACAUCAAAACUUAGUAGACAUCAGCGUUCAUCAACAAAUAAAAAAAAAAGUAAACAUCAUCGACAACGAUCAUCUGACAAAGAUAGUGAUAGUAAUCAUCAAAAAUCUCGUCGAACAACAUCAGCACAUCGUUCAUCGCCCAAAGAUAACAAUACCGAUAGUCGAAAUUCUCAACGUGUAUCAUCAUCAUCAUCAAAGCAUUCUCGACAUGAAUCAACUUCAAAACGACGUUAUCAUAAUUCUGAACAACAUCGUCAUACAUUUGAUACAUCAUUUCCAAUAUCACAAUCCCAUGAUAGUGAUUUUGAAGCAAUAAAUAAAAAACGUAAACAUCAUGAUGGAGAUAAUGAUCGUCAUAGUAAUCAUCAUUCAUCAAAAAAACAUCGACGAUCCAGUCCAUCAACGAUCUAUUCUUCACAUCGUCGUGAUCGUUCAAAACAUCGACGACGAUCAUCAUCAUCAUCUUCAACACGUUCAAACGAAAAUAAUCAUUAUUCACCAUCCAAAGAAUAUGAACAUGGUCAACAGGGAAAAUUAACAAAAGGAACACUCGGCUCAGAGCUUGAUAAAUUAAGACCAAAAACAAGGAAACAGAAAGUAGUAUCACAAACCAUAACAGCAUCGAAUGAUCAAAUACAAAUAAAUAAUAAUGAUAAAAAUGUUAAAUCAUCUGGCCAACUAUUAACAUCUAGUUCAAACUCCAGUCGUUUCGAUUCAAAUGUACGGCGUCGACCAACAUCAUCGUCAAAUUCUACCAAUGUUUCACUCUCUGGUGGUCAAACAAAUUUAACACGUUCAUUGCCGAUGCCACCCAAUUAUGAACAAGAUUCUCCUUCAUCGUCGAGUCCAAAUAAUAUUUCGCCUAGUCAUUCAGCAUCAACAAAUAAGCUUCAUUCUUCUAAUCAAUCUGAUAAACCAAUGCGAAGACCUUUGAUUCUUCAACGUCGUGAUGAUAUGCGUAAAAAUCAAUGGGAUGAUCGUAACGUUGACAUGUAUGAAAUCUUAACUAAAAUUGGUGAAGGUACAUAUGGUGAAGUUUUUAAAGCACGAGAUAAACAAACCGGUGACCUUUGCGCAUUGAAAAAAGUUCGAUUAGAAAAUGAAAAAGAAGGUUUUCCAAUAACAGCUGUUCGUGAAAUUCAAAUUCUUCGUCAAUUAACUCAUGAGAACAUUGUUAAUUUAAAAGAAAUCGUUAUGGAUGCACGUUCAAUAUCAGAUAUACGAAAUGAUACAUCAUUUUAUUUAGUUUUUGAAUAUUGUGAUCAUGAUUUAUUUGGUCUAUUAGAUUCUGGUUUAAUUCAACUUGAUUUAGAUCAUAUUGCUUCCUUGAUGUUUCAAAUUAUGUCUGGCUUAGCUUAUUGCCAUAAUCGAAAAUUUUUACAUCGCGAUAUAAAAUGUUCAAAUAUUUUACUAAAUAAUCAUGGAAACAUAAAAUUAGCUGAUUUUGGUCUUGCACGAUUAUACAAUGCUGAAGAUAAAGAUCGACCAUACACGAAUAGAGUUAUUACAUUAUGGUAUAGGCCACCGGAAUUAUUACUUGGCGAAGAAAGAUAUGGACCAGCGAUUGAUAUUUGGAGUUGUGGAUGUAUUUUAGGUGAAUUAUUUCAACGUCGACCUUUAUUUCAAGCACAACGUGAAGAUGAUCAAUUAGAAAUUAUUUCACGUUUAUGUGGUUCACCUACACCAGCUGUAUGGCCAGAUGUCAUAAAUUUACCUUUAUUUGCAACAUUGAAACAACGAAAAACUUAUAGAAGAAGAUUACGUGAAGAAUUUCAAUAUCUUGCUGAACCUGCUUUGGACUUACUAGAUCGUAUGCUCGAAUUAGAUCCAUCAAAACGAAUAAGUGCAGAUGAUGCACUUCAAUCAUCGUGGCUUAAAUGUAUUGGCGAUGGUACAAUGAAAGCUCCUCCUUUACCAACUACACAAGAUUGUCAUGAAAUGUGGAGUAAAGAACAUAAACGAUUAUCGCGUCGUGGUUGGAAUGAAAAUGAAAUUCAAGCACAUUUUAAGGAACGUGAAAUUAUCGAAUAUCAACGAUAUAAUCAAUCUAAUGACAUGCAGAUGGAUAGUCCUGAUCUAACAACUAUUUUUACUGAAAGUCCAAAACAAUACAAGGAUAAUAUUGUUUCAUAUCAACAAUCGAAUGAAAUGCCAGGUUCAAUAACAUCAACAAGAAAUGAUACUAAUAAUAAUGCUCAUAAAUUAAAUACCAAUUAA